Truncatella angustata is the source of this 1666-nucleotide messenger RNA. Its product is annotated as major facilitator superfamily transporter. Gene Ontology annotation, molecular function: transmembrane transporter activity. The transcript has 7 exons. Gene Ontology annotation, biological process: transmembrane transport. Lineage: Eukaryota; Fungi; Ascomycota; Sordariomycetes; Amphisphaeriales; Sporocadaceae. Gene Ontology annotation, cellular component: membrane. The record is from RefSeq and is a predicted model, not a curated record. Bases 99 to 1619 code for a protein of 506 amino acids.
UUCUUUCAAUUCAUCUAGCACAGACACGGAUUCGUCUCCUAGAUUUAUCACCUCAAAAGCUUGGUUCAAUUUUUGCCUGCUGCAGUAUCUCAGCGACAAUGAGUGACACUGAGAAAGUCUCAGUAGAGGCCGGCGCGUCGCAUCACAGUGAUGAUGACAAAGUUCGCACCGAAGGUCACGCUUCGCAGAAUCUGCCCCCGGACCCAGAUGCUCAUUUGAGCCCAGAAGAGCGUGCGCAAAUUGAUCAUAAGCUACUCCGGCGGCUUGACUGGACCCUCAUUCCUUGGCUCUGCAUUCUUUACUUACUCGCAUUUCUGGACCGUACCAAUAUUGGGAACGCUAAGAUCGCCCAUCUGGAUAAGGACCUCGGAUUGACGACUUCGAGUUAUAAUGCAACUUUGACCAUAUUUUUCGUAUCUUAUGCAGUCUUUGAGCCACUGACCAAUAUCUUGCUCAAAAAGUUACGACCUUCGAUCUUUAUUCCCAUUAUCAUGUUUCUGUGGGGAUGCUGCAUGCUCGGCAUGGGAUUCGUGUAUAACUGGUCGGGUUUGAUGGCUGCUCGUUGGUUUCUAGGCCUCACCGAGGCUGGUCUGUUCCCGGGUAUCAACUACUACCUCUCAUGCUGGUACAAGCGUUCCGAAUUCGGAGUACGAGCUGCUAUCUUCUUCUCUGCUGCCGCGAUAUCUGGAUCAUUUGGUGGCCUUCUUGCCGCAGCUAUCGAAAAGAUGGAAGGCAUUGGCGGUAAACCAGGCUGGGCGUGGAUCUUCAUCCUUGAAGGCCUUCUUACAAUCAUCUUUGGUGUAGCCUCGUUCUGGAUGGUACAUGACUUUCCCGAUGAGGCACGAUUCCUGACCGAUGAAGACCGUGCACGUGUUGUGCGUCGUCUCAAGCUAGAUCAGCAGGCAUCGGCCGAGCAUGAAGAGUUUCAGAUGACCUAUCUCUGGCAAGGCCUAAAAGACUGGAAAAUGUGGUUGGGAAUGGUCAUCUAUAUGGGCUGCGAUAUGCCCUUAUAUGCGUUCUCCCUUUUCCUGCCCAGUAUCGUAUCUGAGCUAGGAUGGAACAGCAGUAUUAUUCAGUCGCAGCUCAUGAGUGUUCCUCCUUAUGUAGCUGCUGCACUUCUCACAGUCGCCAUUGGCUUCGUAGCAGAUCGAACGCGCCAGCGAGGCCUCUGUAAUAUCAUCGUCAGCUGUUUCGGUAUCGCCGGUUUUGCUAUGCUGAUCGGCGCCAACUCCGCAAAAGUCAAAUACGCAGGCACCUUUCUUGGAGCUCUCGGUAUUUACCCGUGUAUCUCUAACACUAUCACAUGGAUGGCGAACAACACUGAGGGAGUCUACAAACGAGGAGUAGUGCUGGGUUUCGUCAUUGGGUGGGGUAACCUCAAUGGAGUGGUUAGCAGCAAUAUCUACUUCAAAGGACCACAAUACUACGCAGGUCACGGUGUCGUUUUGGCCUACUUGUCCAUAUUCCUCCUAGGCGGCAGCAUACUUAUGACGACUCUGCUACGAAUCGAGAACAAGAAGCGGCAGCAAGGCAAGCGUGACUACCUCAUCGAGGGCAAAUCACACCAAGAGAUCGAGGCGCUUGGUGAUCAACGUCCGGACUUCUACUACACAACUUAAGAGCGCAUGUCGUGCGUGGGAUAAAUGAUUAACUGGGGUGGCUGUGA